This is a messenger RNA of Symbiodinium sp. CCMP2456, 1794 nucleotides long. The record is from the annotation of a GenBank genome assembly. Lineage: Eukaryota; Dinophyceae; Suessiales; Symbiodiniaceae.
AUGGCCACAUCUGAGCCGCUGCUCCACGGCGAUGCCGAGCAUACUCGGCCUCCGCUGGUGGAGGGGCGCCUGCAGAGGUGCAGGCGUGUGAGCCUCGCGCUCGCCACGGGGCUUCUGGCUGGGGCGGGGAUCUUUCUGGGCCUGCGAGGUCCUGAGGCUGUGGACCAGGCAGCGCCAACCGUGGCGCUGGCGGAUUCCGAUUUCAGGUCUUCCAUCGUUCGCCUGAAGAUCUUCGGCGGUCCAGAGCCGCCUCCGAGGGUCUUGGACUGGGUGCCCCGAGUCUGCACACAUCUCUACGAGGGGCCGCAGUGCUCCAACGUGACACACUGGAAAGGAACGGUAAGGCUGGAACUUGACAAUCACGUCAUCGAAGAUGUGCAGAUGCAUUCCCGGGGGCAUUCUUCGGCGAUGUUUCCAAAGCAUCAGUUCUCUCUGAAGCUGCCAAAGCGGAUGCCUCUUUUGGGCAUGGCACCAGCCAGACGAUGGGUGUUGGCCACCUCCUUCGUGGACGUGUCCUUCCAGCGGAAUCCAACAGCAUUCGAGGUAUACCGGAAGCUGGGUGGCUGGGCCACAGAUACCGUGUAUGUGAAGCUGGAGUGGCACGGCUCCAUGCCCCAGUUUGGCUUGUUUCUGAGAGCACCAGAACCCGCUUCCUGGGAGCUGGUAGAGAGUAGAAUCGAUUACGGACUCUACUACAUCGGCGAGCGCGUGGAGUGUGGGGGCGGGCGACUGGAUUCCUGUCACACGCAGCCGAAUCAGCCCGAGGCUUCGGAUUUCCUGCUGACAAUCGACUGGGCAAAGCCGGGCAAGGUGUCACUGCGAAGCAACGUGACUUCCACCUUCUUCAGCGUGCUCCACCCGAAGGGUGCCCUUCCCAGCACCACCGUGGCCUUCCUCCAGAAGCUCGUCGAUUCUGUAGACAGCCUGGCAGCCUCCGGCAACAGGGGGUUGGAAGAACUCCUCGACUUUCAAAGCUUUGUGCGCUACUUCUUGGUAGAGGAGCUGGCCAAGGACGUUGACGGCUACGCAUUCUCGAACCUUGGGACUGCGUUCUGUGUAUCGCAGUUUCAUCUUGGCUUUGCUCUUGCCCUGAACUACGUGAUGGCCCGACAGGGGCGGCUGCUGCACGCUGCUCCGUGGGACUUCGACCUGGCUUUCGACUUUGCUUGCAUGCCGCGAUACUUCACGAACGUCUUCACUGGAAAUGUCUCCUUAGGGGUGCUCAGCUUCGGGCAUGCAUCUUUGGUGGUGAAGGAGAACAUCACAAUAAGGCUGCCAGCAGCUCGUAGCAAUAACAGUGGUAAGGGCAUCAUCAUGAUGAUCAUCAUCAUCAGCUCAUCGUCAGCAUCGUCGUCAUUUGUUGCUGUUGUUGUUGAUGAUGAUGUUGACGGUGAUGAUGAUGGUGAUGAUGAUUGUGAUGAUGCUGAUGAGCAUCAUACCCACCUACCGUCACCAGCAGCGUCACCACCAUCUUCGCAAAUGACGCCUUCAUCACAGUCUGACCGUAAUCCCCAUCGUCACGAUCACCGCAAGAUUCAUCGUCAUUUUCAGCUUCAUGAUUCGUCAUCAUCAUCGUCGUCACCACACCACCACCGCCACCACCGCCACCACCGCCACCACCGCCACCGACACCACCGACACACCACUGCCACCACUGCCACCGCUGCCACCACCGUCCCAUCACCACCCCGCCGCCGCCAUCGCCAUCGCCACCAUCACCACCAACAAAGGUAUAGCUGUGGUCGCAGACACGCCGGCAAGCCCAACCGCCUGUUGACCAGAAGCUCAAGCUAA